GAGCCUUCCCUCGCGGGACUGGGGGCUGUGGUGGGGAAUCCUGCCAACGUGGGUGCUUCACGCCGAUCUCGGGUGCAAGCGAGGGGGGGGGGCGAUAAAUGAUUUUUGGGGAUGAAGAAGCUGGCGCGCAGCCCAUUUGCACCCCAGUGUCAGCUGGGCUGGUUUUGUGUGUGUGUCCCCCCUCCCCAACCCGAACUCACGGGGCUGCUCCCCCCACCUUGGGCUGAUGCCACGAGGGGUCUUUCCCCGCUGCCCUCAGACCCAUUCUGUAAGGAAUCCCUGGGAUCCCUUGGGAUCUUUUUCAGGAUAUUAUUCCCAGCCGGGCUUCUGCAGAGGAUGAGCGCGGUGGCCUUCGCCUCUGCAGCCCUGCGCGUGGCGGUGGGGGUCUCGUCGGGUGGCCCCCCCCCCCCCCCCCCAAAGCAGAAAUCUCCUCGCAGGGCAAUUAGCGGCGCUGGGGGCAAAGCGGGCGCUGCUCUACAAUAAUUGGCUAAUCAUUAGUCACUCUUUGGUGUUGGUUGUAAAAUCAUUAAUCACCGGGAAGGAGCGCUGCUAAUGCGGCUGGAACGGGCCGGCGCAACCGCCCACGGGAGUCACCGCCACGACACGCCGGGUGGGAGCGUGGGGGACCGUGUGGGGUGUGAUCUCCCGCCCGGGUUUAGCGAAGCGACGCUUUGCUGCGGAAACGAGCUGGGCUUACCCAAAAACUGGCACUCGCCACUCUGGCUUUGGUGCCCGCUACGGCCUUUCACGUUUUUUUGGGGGGGUUCUCGGAGCCGAUUUCUAGAAAACAGCGGUUCCUUUUCUGCUCUGAGGUCUGGAACUGGAGUCGCCCAGUCCUGGCUUUGGUGGUCCCAUCGGCUCAGCCCCCGGGGACGCUGUGGACCCUGACUUGCCACGGAGGAGCAGGGCCGUGCUCCGGCGAUGGAGAGAGCCCGGAGCAUCCUCUGCAGCAGCUCCAUCGCUUGUCCUGGAGCCGCCCCUCUCCAAAAAGAGGGGGGUAGAGACAUGGAGCAGCUCUUCCCUUUACCGCCAGGGCUGAUUCAGGGUCUCCUGGCUUUGAAGGGCGCUUGCUCAGCGCCCCCGUACCCCCCCAGCCAUGGCUGCUUUGCUGAGGCAAAGGGCUGCGUGGGGAUUCCUGGAUGCUCGGGGACCCCCCCGGUGUCCCCCAGGAGAGGCUUUGGGGUGCUCUGACAUUCCCCGCCCCCCCCCCAGCUCUCUGGCAUCCCACUGCACCGCAGCCAAGGGUGUCAGCAGUUUCUGCUCUCCCAAGCUGCUCGCAGGCAGCUUUCCCAGGGAGCUCGAAUUAAUAACCCCGUGACAGAUUGCACUGGCUGCGUUUCACCGAAAAAUAUCGCCAGGAGCAGCCGCCGCCAGGCCCCCGAGCCGCAGUGGGCAGGCGCGGGCAGGGCUGCCCCCCACCUCCCUCCUUGGGGGGGGGGGUGGGGGGGGUUUAUCUGCAGGGCGGGGGCUGGAUGCGGCCGCCGAGCUGCAGCGGGAAAAGCAGCUUCCAAGGGAUCCGGCUCCGGCCCGCGGAUGCUCGCCCGCAUCCCGGGGCUGCGCAGGAUGGACCCCAGGGUUUCCGCGCCGUGUGGAGCCCAGCGUGGCAGGCAGAGGAGCUCUGCCAGCCUCCAAAUCGGUGGCUGGGAGCGCCGCCGGCACGCAUCCUGCCUGCCACAAGCCUCCUGCCUGGCAUUAAUUAUGCAUUAGCCCUCUAUAAAGUAUUUAUGUCCGCCUGCCGCUCAGCCACAGCCAGAAGGGUCCCGGCUAAAGCGAAAUGGUUCCUCGGUGACUGCGGAUGCUCUGCCCAGACCCUCUUCCAGAGCCCCGACGAGGGCUGGCAGGUUUACACCUCGGCGCAAGCCCCCGACGGCAAAUGCCUCUGCACGGCCGUCAUCCCCGUCCAGGGCACGUGCUCCCGCGACCUGCGCAGCCACCAGCUCCGCCAGCUCAUGGAGAAGGUGCAGAACAUCUCCCAGUCGAUGGAGGUGCUGGACCUCCGGACCUACCGGGACCUCCAGUACGUGCGCAACACCGAGUCCCUCAUGAAGGGCCUGGACUCCCGGCUGAAGGUGGCUGCUGAGAGCCAGAAGAGCCUCAAUGCCAAGAGCUUCCAGGAGCUCAAGGACAAGAUGACGGAGCUGCUGCCUCUGAUGCCCGUCCUGGAUCAGUACAAGUCGGACACGAGGCUGAUCGUGCACCUGAAGGAGGAGGUGAGGAACCUCUCCGGGAACUUGCUGGCCAUCCAGGAGGAGAUGGGUGCCUACGACUACGAGGAGCUGCAGCAGCGGGUGCUGAUGCUGGAGGCACGGCUGCACGCCUGCAUGCAAAAACUGGGCUGCGGGAAGCUGACAGGCGUCAGCAAUCCCAUCACCAUCCGAGCGUCGGGCUCCCGCUUCGGGUCGUGGAUGACCGACACGAUGACACCCAGCGCCGACAGCCGGGUGUGGUACAUGGACGGUUACUACAAGGGCCGCCGCGUCUUGGAGUUCCGGACCUUGAACGACUUCGUGACGGGCCAGAACUUCGUGCAGCAUCUUCUGCCGCAUCCCUGGGCCGGCACCGGCCACGUGGUUUUCAACGGAUCCCUCUACUACAACAAAUACCAGAGUAACAUCGCGGUGAAGUACCACUUUCGCUCCCGCAGCGUGCUGGUGCAGCGCAGCCUCGCCGGCGCCGGCUACAACAACACCUUCCCUUAUUCUUGGGGCGGUUUCUCCGACAUCGACUUCAUGGUGGACGAGAGCGGGCUGUGGGCCGUCUACACCACCAACCAAAACGCCGGCAACAUCGUGGUGAGCCGGGUGGACCCCCAGACGCUGGAGGUCCUGCGUAGCUGGGACACGGGUUACCCCAAACGAAGCGCCGGAGAGUCCUUCAUGAUCUGCGGCACGCUCUACGUCACCAACUCUCACCUUGCUGGCGCCAAGAUCUAUUUUGCCUACUACACAAACACUUCCAGCUACGAAUACACGGAUAUUCCCUUCCACAACCAGUAUUCCCACAUAUCCAUGCUGGACUACAACCCGCGGGAGAGGGUGCUCUACACCUGGAACAACGGCCACCAGGUCAUCUACAACGUCACGCUCUUCCACGUCAUAAAGACGUCGGGAGAGCUGUGACCCCGCGCCGGACUCCUCUGCUCUCCCUCCCCAGCUCUUUAUUUUUCUACACUUCAGCCUCGGCCAUUCUCUCUAGGGGACGGAGCCUUCCUCGUCCUCUUUGAUCUUUAUUUUUUCAUAUUUCUUCGGUUUCUUCCCGCGGUUCAUGGCGCAUGGAUCUCUUUUGCCUUCAUUCGAGCUGACCCUGGUUGUUUCCUUGGUUUAUUUUUAUUUCGGUUUUGGUUAGUUUUGGUUUUGUUUUCAAUUUACAUCUUUAUUUUGGCAGCAAAUAAAAACGGUCUCUUUGACGUUU
Tyto alba (common barn owl) is the source of this 3411-nucleotide messenger RNA. RefSeq names its product olfactomedin 2 (gene OLFM2). Bases 1473 to 3119 code for a protein of 548 amino acids. The transcript has 6 exons. Gene Ontology annotation, biological process: signal transduction. The record is from RefSeq and is a predicted model, not a curated record. Lineage: Eukaryota; Metazoa; Chordata; Aves; Strigiformes; Tytonidae.